Molecule: messenger RNA, 1329 nt
Organism: Nanorana parkeri
Lineage: Eukaryota; Metazoa; Chordata; Amphibia; Anura; Dicroglossidae
Product: gamma-glutamyl hydrolase-like
Exons: 7
Coding region: 1-1323 (440 amino acids)
Biological process (GO): tetrahydrofolylpolyglutamate metabolic process
Cellular component (GO): vacuole
Molecular function (GO): gamma-glutamyl-peptidase activity
Source: RefSeq, a predicted model, not a curated record
AUGCGUUGGUGUCCUGCGUUGGUCUCCUGCAUUGGUGUCCUGCGUUGGUGUCCUGCGUUGGUGUCCUGCGUUGGUCUCCUGCGCUGGUCUCCUGCGUUGGUCUCCUGCGUUGGUCUCCUGCGUUGGUGUCCUGCGUUGGUGUCCUGCGUUGGUGUCCUGCGUUGGUGUCCUGCGUUGGUGUCCUGCGUUGGUGUCCUGCGUUGGUGUCCUGCGUUGGUGUCCUGCGUUGGUGUCCUGCGUUGGUGUCCUGCGUUGGUCUCCUGCGUUGGUCUCCUGCGUUGGUCUCCUGCGUUGGUGUCCUGCGUUGGUGUCCUGCGUUGGUGUCCUGCGUUGGUGUCCUGCGUUGGUGUCCUGCGUUGGUGUCCUGCGUUGGUGUCCUGCGUUGGUGUCCUGCGUUGGUGUCCUGCGCUGGUCUCCUGCGUUGGUCUCCUGCGUUGGUCUCCUGCGUUGGUGUCCUGCGUUGGUGUCCUGCGUUGGUGUCCUGCGUUGGUGUCCUGCGUUGGUGUCCUGCGUUGGUCUCCUGCGUUGGUCUCCUGCGUUGGUCUCCUGCGUUGGUCUCCUGCGUUGGUGUCCUGCGUUGGUGUCCUGCGUUGGUGUCCUGUGUUGGUGUCCUGUGUUGGUGUCCUGUGUUGGUGUCCUGUUCUCCUUCUUCCCGGAGGAGCUGUUGAUCUUCUGACGUCUAGUUUUUCCCAGACAGCUGGAAUAUUCUAUAACCUUUCUAUUAAGGCCGCUUCUUCUGGAACAUAUUUCCCUAUCUGGGGGACGUGUAUGGGGUUCCAGGUCCUCACUGCCCUAACGAGUGGAGAAAAUUUAUUAAGUAAAACACCGGCUGACAACAUAUCACUUCCACUAAACCUGACGGAUGACAUCUCCUCCAGCAGAAUGUUUCGCCGUGCUCCCCCUGAGCUACUCCGUGUUGCCACCACAGAGAACAUAACUGCCAACUUCCACCACUUUGGUCUAACUCCAGAGGGUUUUUUUGCCAACAAGAAGCUGUCUGAGUUUUACCGGAUCCUCUCCACAAACCGGGAUAGGAAUGGAGCGCAAUUUAUCUCCACCAUUGAGGCUCGGGAUUACCCUAUCUACGGAGUGCAGUGGCAUCCAGAAGUGAAUCGCUUUCAGUGGAACAGAGGCUAUGCCUAUCCGCACUCUGAAAAUGCAGUCUGGAUAUCUCAGUAUAUGGCCAACUUCUUUGUUCAUGAAGCCAGAAAAAAUCUGAAUCACUUUCCAAAUGCUGAGGAGGAAGAAUCGGCUCUGAUAUACAACUGGUCACCGACAUACACGGGGAACAUCAGCGGCUACGAGAUGGUCUAUUUCUUCUAGUCACCG